Messenger RNA from Caenorhabditis remanei, 1758 nucleotides. RefSeq lists its product as uncharacterized. The transcript has 8 exons. The coding region runs from base 1 to 1758 and encodes 585 amino acids. Lineage: Eukaryota; Metazoa; Nematoda; Chromadorea; Rhabditida; Rhabditidae. Gene Ontology annotation, molecular function: carbohydrate binding. The record is from RefSeq and is a predicted model, not a curated record.
AUGAGCUCAGCAGAUCGGUGGAAUGAGCUCUGCAAGGAGUUGCUGGAAGUAAUGAGAGAUUCUGCUGCAGUUGGGAGGCAUCGGAUGGAACCUGAUGAGUUGGGUGAUAAAAGCCUUGAAGAAAUAUUGCAACUCCUCCCACCUAAGAAUCUCAUCAUUUCCAUCCUCCUCGGCACCAUUUCAAUUGGAGAAGGCGACGCCUAUGACUUAUUCAAAAUAGAGCAUCAAAUCGAAGCUCUGGAGAAAAUCAUCGAGUGUCUGGAGGAAGAUUUGAAGGGGGAUCCGGAUGGAGACCAAAUCGAGAGAGCCAUCGACACCGCGGAGACACUUUUGGAUUGUGCGAAACACGCGGAAGAAACGGAGAAAAGAGAGGUCAUGUUGGAUAUUUUUUGGGAAGUUGCGGAAGAGUUUGAGCCCACGGAAUAUACGGAUAAUGAAGAAGUAGCGAAGACAGCCGACGAAGACAUGGCGACUCUAGUAAAAGAGGAGAAGGCUACUAAAUUCAAUAUUUGGACAACAAUUUUCUGUAUAUCGGCUGUCGGUGUCUUGGCUUAUUUUAUUUUAUCCGUUUCAUAUGUUCCCAAAAUAUCUGAAAAUCUGAAAAUGGUGGUGGUCUAUGGGGCACCUAGGAAAUCUACUGAGCCAUUGAAAACCCAAGAAAAUUGGGUGGAUUGUCUUCAUAAAUGUUUGGCCACUUGGAAUUGUGUGCUAGUUUCUCAACUACCCGAUGGAUGUGAAUAUUUCAAUUUUGAACAAAUCCAGUCAGUGACUAAACUAGACAAUACUAGUGAUAAUCGAGUGGCUUUUAAGAUAAGCCUCUCUAUAUGUCCUCUAGCCCCCAAAGCUCCGCCCCUUUUCGGGAAUGUCUCAUCUUCUUUGAUUAUAACAGAUGGAUCUGAUAAUUAUUAUAAAUCUGAAAUUACUGAAACAUCGGAUACAUGGAAUUUCAACACCAGUAUACUCAAGUGUCUCACUGAUAUUCCUGAGAACUAUACGCCUUUGGACAACCACGGAGAGCCAUACUGGGUGAAUGUGACCUCACCAUUUGCUCCAGGAGAGACAUUUUUCAUGACAGGGAAGACACCGGCAUAUGGAUAUCGAUUCACAGUUUCUUUUCACCGUAGAGGCAAUGAGUAUGCGAUGCGAAUCCGAAUUUCGAAUGGUUUCGGGAACAAGACAAAUAUACAAAUAUCGACGUGGUUCAACCAGACAACAGAAAUAAAACGAAACGAUAAUCUAGUGAAUCCCUACGCCCCAUUGGAAGAUUUCGAAAUUCGAAUCAAUUCAACGGAUACUGUAGCCAAUAUCUAUAUGAACAGCACUCUGCUACAGUAUACCUUAGAUCCGCGAGUUCCACUCACUAAUAUGAAAUCAAUUGUGGUGAAUAUGGGAGGGUUCACCGGAUUGAAUGUCACUCUAUUUUAUAUUGGAUGGACUGGCGAUUGUUGGAAGUUUGGACACGUGCGUUUCUACAUUUCCGUAAUGGCUAUUGGAAUUAAUACCGGAAGUGAUCUCAAUAAACUGCUCACACUCGAGCAGCAGAUCGAAGCGUUGGGAAAACUCAUCGAGUGUCUGGAAGAAGAUUUGAAGGGGAAUCCGAGUAAUGAAGUCGGAAUCAAGAGAGCCAUCAUGAUAGCCCAAGUAGGUAUCUUAAAAGCGAAUAAAUCAAGGAAUGUCAACGAAAUCGAUUUGUGGAGGGAUAUUAAAAUUGUGGUGGUUGUGUUAGUCAUCGUUUACUUCUUCUAUCCAUGUACAUAA